CCUUCUCGCUAGGACAAGGCGGGAGGUAAGGAAGGGGCGAGGCGGCUGCUCUCGUUUCCCUCUCCGGCGCCAUUUUGUAGCGCAGCGAACCAGCAAAUAAAGAGCGGGCGGGAAGGGAGCGUGGUGCUGGCAGCGUCGGUGUCCUCCGGGCCCGAGGUAUCGGCGGCCUGAGUUAUUGAUGCGACAGGGAAACCCCCGUGUUGGAGGUAUUUGGUGCGCCCAGGAGACGACGACGCCUCGGCGUCGCCACAGGCGGGAGAGUUCACAAUGACUAAUGAAGAACCACUUCCGAAGAAGGUUCGCCUCAGUGAAACAGACUUCAAGGUUUUACCUAGAGAGGAGUUGCUCUUAAGGUGGAAGCAGUAUGAAGCAUAUUUGCAAGCUCUGGAGGGAAAAUACACAGACCUUAAUUCUAAUGAUGUAACUGGAUUAAGAGAGUCUGAAGAAAAGCUGAAACAGCAACAGCAAGAAUCUGCUAGAAGGGAAAAUAUCUUGGUGAUGCGGCUGGCAACUAAGGAGCAAGAGAUGCAAGAGUGUACUAAUCAGAUCCAGUACCUCAAGCAAGUCCAGCAGCCGAGUGUUGCUCAACUAAGAUCAACAAUGGUGGACCCAGCCAUCAACUUGUUUUUCCUAAAAAUGAAAGGUGAACUGGAACAGACUAAAGACAAACUGGAACAAGCCCAAAAUGAACUGAGUGCCUGGAAAUUUACACCUGAUAGCCAAACAGGCAAAAAGUUAAUGGCGAAGUGUCGAAUGCUUAUCCAGGAGAAUCAAGAGCUUGGAAGGCAGCUGUCCCAAGGACGUAUUGCCCAACUUGAGGCAGAGUUGGCUUUACAGAAGAAAUAUAGUGAGGAGCUUAAAAGCAGUCAGGAUGAACUGAAUGAUUUCAUCAUCCAGCUUGAUGAGGAAGUAGAAGGUAUGCAGAGUACCAUUCUAGUCCUACAGCAGCAACUGAAGGAGACUCGCCAGCAGUUGGUUCAGUAUCAGCAGCAGCAGUCGCAAACUUCAGCCCCAGGUACCAGCCGGACUCCAACUUCUGAAAAUACCGAGCAGGGAGAGGCUGUGAGCAAAGACUGCAGUCGUCUGGCCAAUGGACCAAGCAAUGGUAGCUCUUCCCAUCAGAGGACAGCUGGGCCUGGUUUUUAUAGAGAGGGUAGUGGAACAGAGGAUGACUUCCCACCCUCCCCAAACAAUGGUAAUAAGCUUUCCAACCACUCUGAAGAUAAAACUGGCAGAGGAUCUGGUAGCUAUAUAAAUCAACUCAGUACUGGGUACGAAAGUGUAGACUCUCCCACUGGUAGUGAAAAUUCUCUAACUCACCAUUCAAAUGACACAGACUCCAAUCACGAUCCUCAAGAGGAGAAAACAGUCAAUGUGAAAGGUAACAGAACUGCGGGGUCUCGUCAUGUUCAGAAUGGUUUGGACUCAAAUGUAAAUGUACAGGGUUCAGUUUUGUAACUUUUUUUCUGCUACAUUUUUAUAUAGUGUCAUUUAAAUUGGGGAGAAGAAACUGUCCAGAACUGUUCAAAUUAGUGCAUAUAUGUCACAAUUCUGCCUUUGUGGGUUUUUUGCUUCAAUACCUCUGCCACCUCUGAAAUUUUAACAAUUAAUUACGUUGAAUGUUGCUAAAAGGAUAUUUGUGUAGGCUCAAGGUAUUUUUGAGUUAAUGUGAAGUUGAAAAUGGAAUUUUAUUUCCAGGUAUAACACAAUGAUGUCUGUACAAAUCUGUGUAUAUCUAGAACUUGUGCUGUGUAAGGGCAUUCUUUACUCAUACUGUUAUAACACUCAAAAUUUGUCAUAAUAGCUGUGAGUUAAUGACUGCCAAGUUUGCCCAGUACAGUAGUUUUCUAACUAAAAUAAACUUGGUGAGGGAGUCCUGUAGUAGUUUGUGUUCCAGUUUUUCCACCAUGCAUCCGUGCGUUCUUUAGGUGAUCGAAUGUUUAAGAAUUUUGUGUGCAUAGUUACUCAGUUUAAGAACUGUUGUAUCCUGUUAAUGCAUAUUGCUCUGUGACUCCAAUAUUAUCUUACCUGUACUGACCAAACCUAAAUAAAGAUUUUUAAUAAUGUAA
Elgaria multicarinata webbii is the source of this 2069-nucleotide messenger RNA. It is a transcript of the gene WTAP, whose product is annotated as WT1 associated protein. NCBI's taxonomy places the organism in Eukaryota, Metazoa, Chordata, Lepidosauria, Squamata, Anguidae. Bases 268 to 1458 code for a protein of 396 amino acids. The transcript is spliced from 8 exons. Gene Ontology annotation, cellular component: nucleus. Gene Ontology annotation, biological process: regulation of alternative mRNA splicing, via spliceosome. The record is from RefSeq and is a predicted model, not a curated record.